AUGGAGUUUGAAGAUGCAGAAAAAAAUCCCGUGGCUUUAAAGUCAGUGUUUCCUCAGUCUCUGAUGGAUUCACUGGCUGUAGACUCCGAAAGUGAAGAUGAAGAAAGUGAAACUGAAGAAAUGUCAGAAGAAACGCUCCGUUCUAUUCUUGCAGACGACAAUGAGAGUGCCGAUGAGCAAGAGGAAGACGAAACAGAGGCAAACCCAGAAGAUUUUAAUAGGUCGAAUGACUUUGGAACUUUUACAGAUCGGGAAGAAACCUACACGGAACGAGCUGGGCCAAUCAUACAGCAAACAAAAUAUUUAGCCAAAUAUGGGAUAAACCUGUUAUGGAAAAGAUAG
This is a messenger RNA of Parnassius apollo (apollo), 342 nucleotides long. Lineage: Eukaryota; Metazoa; Arthropoda; Insecta; Lepidoptera; Papilionidae. The record is from the annotation of a GenBank genome assembly.